GAUACUGGAUUUUUAUGUCGGUCUUUGAAGCGGAGGGAUGUAUGGUUACUUUUAAUUUUACUUUUUUCUCUCUUUUAAUUUAAAAAAACUGUCUUCCAGUUAAAAAGCAAGGAAACCGUUUUACCUGCAUGUGACAAUCCCAGAGGACACCGAUCAAGAAACAGGGGAGUGACUUGGUCUUCUGCACUACUUUACUCCUACCCCAAUUUUUUUAGGGGGAGAGAAGGAUUUUUCCAGUCCAAGAAUCUCUUGCCCCCAAGUUUUGGAAGGGGGUUGAAGACUUGUCACCCAUCUGGGGGUGCAUGAAGGGUAUUGGUUUUCUUUCUCCGUUAGCUUGGUUUUGUGAAGGGUUGGAAGAGAAUUUUGCCUUCCUGACUUGCCUGGAACGAGAGGAUGAUUUGGAAGUGGCUGGGCGCUUUGCUGCUUUUCCCCGUGCAGAUGGUUUAUUUGGUGGUGAAAGCUGCCGUGUGCAUGGUGCUGCCGCCCAAGCUCCGAGACCUCUCCGGGGAGAAUGUGCUCAUCACCGGAGGGGGCAGAGGCAUCGGCCGCCAUCUGGCCCGGGAGUUUGCUAAACGAGGAGCCAGAAAGAUCAUCCUGUGGGGUCGAACUGAGAAAUGCCUGAAGGAGACCACAGAGGAAAUCAGGAUGAUGGGGACAGAAUGCCAUUAUUUCAUUUGUGAUGUAGGAAAUCGAGAGGAGGUCUAUCGGCAAGCCAAAGCUGUGCGGGAAAAGGUGGGCGAUAUCACUAUCCUGGUGAACAAUGCUGCUGUGGUCCACGGUAAGAGCCUGAUGGACAGCGAUGAUGAUGCACUGCUCAAAUCACAACAUAUCAACACCCUGGGACAGUUCUGGCAAACUUUUUUUUCCCCUCCAAGGAUGCUGGAGUUGCAGAAUGGACACAUUGUUUGCCUGAACUCUGUCCUGGCCUUGUCAGCCAUCCCUGGUGCCAUUGACUACUGCACCUCCAAAGCCUCGUCCUUUGCCUUUAUGGAGAGCCUGACCUUGGGGCUGCUAGACUGUCCUGGAGUGAAUGCCACAACAGUCCUGCCCUUCCACACGAGCACAGAGAUGUUUCAGGGCAUGAGAAUCAGGUUCCCUAAUCUUUUUCCUCCUCUCAAGCCAGAGACAGUGGCUAGGAGGACAGUAGAAGCCGUUCAGAUGAAUCAAGCCUUCCUGCUCCUUCCAUGGACAAUGCAUGUUCUUGUCAUCCUGAAAAGCAUUCUCCCUCAGGCAGCACUUGAAGAAAUCCACAAGUUUUCUGGGAGCUACACCUGCAUGAACACUUUUAAAGGACGAACAUAGACUUGAUGGUGCAAGGACUGUUCUUCAGUGAAACCAACACAAGCAUGAAAAUCCUGACAAGACUGUGAAUCAGCAGUCUUGGCUUUUAGCCUGCUCAUGUGACUUGCACUGCUCUGAGGCAACACAUUUCUUGUAGGUCAUAUCCAUAGUAACAUGACCUUUGCACAGGAUUGAAUGAGUAGACUAUGGACCCUUGGAAAGAAAAACAAAAAGUAUGAAAUGUUUAUAUGAUGUUUAAUUCUUUAGAGUUCAAUUGUUAAAUCUACUCAUAGUUUUAAGAUGUAAUUUUUGUUUCUAAAGUGUCUGUAGGCUGUCUCAGCUGAGAGGCAGUACAUCACACCCCAUACUUUAUCCCCUCUUUUCAGAGGAACUGCAAUUACAAACUGCUUCUGGUUUCUUUUCAGCUUUUUGAAUGGGGAACUUAAAAAAUACUUUGAAGAACUAAAAGUUAUGGACAUUUAAUGGAAGCUUCCUUUCCUUCCUUCACUUCACAUCCGUUGAUGAAGCUGUUCCCAACUCAGAGAAGGAGCUAACUGUGGAGCAAUGUUUUCUUUAUUAAAGGCCACCCAGGACUUCUGUCUGGAAGGACUGUGCUGGGCCCAAGAAGGCUGUCUUACUUCACCUGUGAAGGCUGGAGAGGAAUGCUCAGUAGAAGAACAGACAGUUUGAAUAGUGGAAGAUUCUUUCUGUCACUGAACUCACAUAUGAAAUUUAAUUGUCUUUCUGAAUAUUUUUGUUCAUUUAUGAUAAAAAAUAUAUAUAUUUUUAGCA
Messenger RNA from Pygoscelis adeliae (Adelie penguin), 2073 nucleotides. It is a transcript of the gene DHRS3, whose product is annotated as dehydrogenase/reductase (SDR family) member 3. Gene Ontology annotation, molecular function: oxidoreductase activity, acting on the CH-OH group of donors, NAD or NADP as acceptor. The record is from RefSeq and is a predicted model, not a curated record. The transcript is spliced from 6 exons. NCBI's taxonomy places the organism in Eukaryota, Metazoa, Chordata, Aves, Sphenisciformes, Spheniscidae. The coding region runs from base 394 to 1302 and encodes 302 amino acids. Gene Ontology annotation, cellular component: lipid droplet.